CAUGGCCAGUGGCCACAAACUACUUCUAGUUUUCUCUACUCAUCGAUUUUCCCAUGGCGUCUUUUGUUUCAUUUCUUUCUCUUCUGUUUACUUCUUUUCGUUUCUCCCUCCAUAACUCUAGCUUCUUUCAGGCCCAAAGCCCUUGUUCUCCCUGUUUGGAAAGAGCCUUCAUCUCUCCAAUACCUCACUCAAAUCUGGCAAAGAACCCCUCUUGUGCCUGUAAAUUUAACUGUUGAUCUGGGAGGCCAAUUUCUUUGGGUUAAUUGUGCAAAGGAUUAUGUUUCAUCUUCUUAUAGGCCAGGCACUUGCCGGUCAUCUCAGUGCUCACUUGCUAGAGCUCUUUUGUGUUCAAAUUGUUCUUCUUCAGCCACCCCUAGCCCAGGCUGCAACAACAACACAUGUACACUUUUCCCAGACAACACAGUAAUUCGCGCAGCCACCUUUGCUGAGCUUGCUCAAGAUGUUUUUUCCAUCCAAUCGACCGAUGGAAAGAAUCCUGGCUCAGUUGUUUCAGUGCCCAAGUUUCUCUUCUCUUGUGGGGCUACAUUUAUACUGGAAGGUCUUGCAAAUGGUGUAACCGGUAUGGCUGGUCUUGGAAGAUAUCCAAUUUCACUUCCAUCCUUUUUUUCUGCUGCAUUUAGCUUUGAUAGGAAAUUUUCCAUUUGCUUGAGUUCAGCAACCAAAUCCAAUGGAGUGAUAUUUUUCGGAGACGGGCCUUACAUUUUCCCCCCAAAUACUGAUGUCUCUAAGAACCUUAUCUACACCCCGCUUGUUCUCAACCCUGUAAGCACUGAUGCUAUCUAUUACACAGGCUUCCCUUCGACUGAAUAUUUCAUCCAAGUUAAAUCUAUAAAAAUCAAUGGAAAAACCGUUCCACUGAAUACAUCCUUGCUAUCCUUCGACAAUGAAGGCAAUGGAGGGACCAAGAUCAGCACCGUCAAGCCUUACAUGUUAAUGGAGACUUCCAUUUACAAUGCAGUAGUCAAAGCAUUUCUCCAAGAGAUUGCAAACGUCAGUCAAGUGGCAGCGGUGGCUCCUUUUGGGGCUUGUUUCAACUCCAACAGUAUUGAGAAAACACGAGCUGGACCGGCUGUGCCUCCAAUCGACCUCGUUCUGCAAAGUGAUCUCGUAUAUUGGAGGGUUUUUGGUGCUAACUCAAUGGUACAUGUCAGUGAAAAUGUUUUGUGUUUAGGGGCUGUUGAUGGAGGCUCCAACCCCAGAACCUCCAUAGUGAUUGGAGGGCAUCAAUUGGAAGACAAUCUUCUACAAUUUGAUCUAGCCACAUCCAGGCUCGGGUUCAGCUCUUCUCUCCUGUUCCGGCAAACAACUUGCUCAAACUUUAACUUUACAUCUACUGCUUCAGAAGGCUAAUCUCACCAUUGAUAUAUUAUUAAUUAGUGUAAUGACAAUCUUUCUGUGUAAUAUUAAAAUGCAAAUUGUAACAUGCUUUCGAUUAAAGGUGGAUUUUGCUAUAUAUAUA
This is a messenger RNA of Theobroma cacao (cacao), 1480 nucleotides long. The record is from RefSeq and is a predicted model, not a curated record. NCBI's taxonomy places the organism in Eukaryota, Viridiplantae, Streptophyta, Magnoliopsida, Malvales, Malvaceae.